CCCAUUUUCUUCCUCACGCUUUCUAAAAAGUAAAAGUAUAAUUUCAAAAAGAAAAAAUAAAAUCAUUAAAAAGCAGACACGUACUUCAUUACGUGCCACCGUCUUACGACUCCAGAAUGCCACGAGUCGUUUCCUAAAUCCUACCCGAUAAACCGAACCACCGAAACCCAAUUAAAAACCCGGGACGCCAACCGCUUUGAUAUAAUAAUAAUAACUGAAAAUCUGAGAAAACAGAGAAAGAAAAACAGAGUAAGAUUAAGAAGAAAAAAAAAAAGGUUGUGCAAAAAUGAUGAAUUUGUUAGCUAUAAGUUUGAUUGCAACUUCAAUUGUAGUUUCUGGGUUAUUCUCACCAAAUCCACAAAACAACGGUGGGAAUAGUGACCAAAUCAUCGUUAAAGGAGGCCACAGAGCGGUUGUUGUUGAAUACGGCGAUGACGUCGGCGAUGGAAAAACAAAAGUUUCUAUUUCUUCACCAAAGUCUUCUGAAGGUACGGGUUCGGUCCCGAUUGAUGAGCAGAUUUCCCGGGCAGCAGCUUCGGUGGCGGGGGUUGCCCAAGACGUGAAGGGGAAGGCUCGUGAAGUGGUAACGGACCAAAAUGUGCCUCAUGGGGCUCGGCCGAGGGAGCUUAUAUGUGAUGCUUAUGGGAAGUGUAAGCAUAAGAUUGCUGGAGUGUGGAGUAAGACGAAAGAGAAGGCGGCCGAGGCGGAGGAGACGGUUGAGGAAGUGGUGGAGGAUGUAGUGUAUAAGGCUAAGGAUUUAGCUUCCAGGGCGGGUCAUAAGGCGGAGGAAAGCGCUGAGGGUGUUCGAGAUAAUGCGAGAAAAGCAGGGGAGGCUGCAGAGAGAGUGAAGGAUAAAACAGGUGAGAAGAUAAGAGAAACAGGGGAGAAAAUAAAAGAAAAAACAGGGGAGAAAAUGAGAGAAACAGGGGAAAAAGUGAGAGAAACAGGAGAAAUUGCAAGAGAAAAGGUGGAGAAAAUGAAGGGGAAAACAGAGGAAAUGGUGGAAGAAACAGGGGAGAAGAUUAAGGAAAAGGGUAGGAAGGGGAAGAAAGAAUUUUUCGAUAUCGCAAGGCGAGGGAAGGAAGUUAUAAGCGAUGCAAUGUGGUAUACAAGUUCAAUUGGGUAUGUUUUAGUGAAGGAGAUAUUGGGUUCAGUAUUGGGUGUGGCUCAAUUAAUGGGGAUUGCAACAGCAUAUGGGAUAGGAGUGUGGGUGACAUUUAUAAAUAGCCAUGUAUUAGCAGGGAUUUUGGGAAGACAGCAAUUUGGUAUGGUGCAGAGUAAGAUUUACCCUGUUUAUUUUAAGGCAAUGGUGGGGAGUAUUGGGUUGGCUUUACUUGGACAUUUACUGGGACACGGGGGUAACAUGUUUCAUAACAAGGCUCAUAUGCUUCAGGGUUAUAAUCUUAUGACUAGUCUACUUUUUGUUUUGGGUAAUUUGCUGUUCUUGGAGCCUCGUGCCACUAAGGCUAUGUUUGACAGGAUGAAACUAGAGAAAGAGGAAGGGAGGGGAAGAAACCGUACUGCCUCCCCUACAAGAGUCAUAGACACUGUGGUCACUGAUUCUGCUGGUCCUGUUCCAACAACCACCACCACGACCGCCGCCACCACCACCACAACACCACCGGAAAGCAUCACACCUGUGGGAAGAUCUGAAGAAGAUAAAGCCAAGUCCAAGCUAGCCAGGCUAGAUGAGAGACUGAAGAAGCUCAACUCAUUCUCAUCCCUUAUGAACAUCAUGACUUUGAUGGGUCUCACUUGGCAUCUCGUUUAUCUUAGCCAACGCCUUCGAGCAAACACUUGCUGAAUUUCCAUUACAUAUGAAUCAAGUUUUGAAGUUUGCUAUAACUGUGACUCGGUGGAUGUCCAUAUGUUUGUAUCAUGCUAUGUAUAUGGCUUUUUCCAGGGGUUUAGGGAUGUAUUUUCUGUUGUUUGUUUUGCAAAAUCUAACAGGUUUGAUGUAGCAGUUUGUGCAGAAUAACAGUUAGUCUUGGAUUUGUAGUUUCUUGUGAAUUUGUGAUGUAGUAAUGUUACAAUUUCUCCGAGUUCUAACUACUUGUAUGUGGUGUAGCAAUUUUA
Spinacia oleracea (spinach) is the source of this 2076-nucleotide messenger RNA. RefSeq lists its product as uncharacterized. The transcript is spliced from 2 exons. The coding region runs from base 287 to 1804 and encodes 505 amino acids. The record is from RefSeq and is a predicted model, not a curated record. Lineage: Eukaryota; Viridiplantae; Streptophyta; Magnoliopsida; Caryophyllales; Amaranthaceae.